This is a messenger RNA of Acanthosepion pharaonis, 726 nucleotides long. The record is from the annotation of a GenBank genome assembly. NCBI's taxonomy places the organism in Eukaryota, Metazoa, Mollusca, Cephalopoda, Sepiida, Sepiidae.
AUGAUAUCUAUCUAUGUUCGUCAAUAUAUCUUUCAGCCAAUUAUAGCUUUCUCUAUCUAUCUAUCUAUCUAUCUAUCUAUCUAUCUAUCUAUCUAUCUACUAUCUCAUUAUGUAUGUAUGCAUGUAUGUAUGUAUGUAUCUAUAUCUAUGCGGGUUCGUUAUCUAUCUAUCUAUCUAUCUAUCUAUCUGCUGGCUCAUUAUGUAUGUAUCUAUGUAUGUAUGUAUAUCUAUGCGGGUUCGUUAUCUAUCUAUCUAUUUAUCUAUCUAUCUGCUGGCUUAUGUAUGUAUGUAUGUAUGUAUGUAUGUAUCUAUCUAUCUAUCUAUCUAUGCCGGUUCAUUAUCUAUCUAUCUAUCUAUCUAUCUAUCUAUCUAUCUACCUAUCUAUCUAUCUGUGAGCUGGAUGAUGCCAUUGGGUACAGAUUUUCGUUACAAUUACAAUUUACUAGGAAUCAUUUUUUUUCUUCGACGACAACUUCAUGUGAAUUUACUGCUCACGGAUUUUUCUCUUUGCUAGCUACAAUUGAGUCUUUUUCAAUUCCCCGAGGCACGACUAGUUUUGUUCUGACGGAUAUUAAUCGUGUUUUCAAUGUUUCUUCAAACGUACCGGUGGGGAAAGUGAGAAAGACAAAGAAUUCGAUCGAAAUUCGGAAAAAAGUAUCUAUCUAUCUAUCUAUCUAUCUAUCUAUCUAUCUAUCUAUCUAUCUCAGGCGCUUCAUAUCUAUCUAG